AUGUCGCCCGAUGCCGUAGACGAACUGGCCAGCACCAUGCGCAAGGGCGGCCUCUCGCUUGGCCUCCUCGACCCCGUCUCCAACAUCAUCCUCAAUACCAUCGCCCUCCUCCCACGGGACUUCAGGGCAAACCCAUCGCCUCCGCACGACUCCAAGAGGAGGAGGAGGUCCAAGAGGACGGCCGGCGUGGUAACGCCCAGGGAUAGCUGGUCCACUACCAUUGGGCUUGGGCCAACCUGCCGCAGGGAUACGUGGGCCGGAGUUGCUGCGGCAUCCUACCAGGCUCUCCGCUGUUUCAUGGUGUCAUACUUCGGAUGCCUCAGUGAAGAACAGGCCACCCGGUACCUCCACUGGGCGGGCGCCGACCUCGCCCUGGCCAUCCUGCUCGUCGAGCACGAUCUAUACGCUGCUGAGCUUGAGCUCCCCGACCCCGCCUCCCAGAGGACUCGUGCCGCCCUCAAGUACGCCGCGGUUUGCGGGUGGCAUCCUGCGCCUGACAUCCUUGUGCGGCUCAACGCGUCGCCUUUGCCCCGGAAGCAGCUGCUCGAUGUCGCCACGUUCCUUAAGCCGACCAGGCGAAAGCUAACUGUCGAUGAUGUCAACACCCUCGUGGAUCUAUUGCGGUACCAGGACAGUGCCCCCCUGGACCUCCAGCUGAACUUGCUGCCAGGCGGGAGGGAGGUCAUCGUCUACUGCCGGAACCACAAGCCCGACCAAGGAACGCUUGAAGUUUCCAAAAGAAAGAGCUCCAUGUAUGGCUUCGACGUGGUCUCCAUCAAGGUAGAGCGCCAUGGUGACCACUUCGCAUCCUUGUGGUCUCCUAAAGACAAGAGAUCCAUGAUAUCAGCCUGUGUGGCAAAGGCCAGAAAAACAUCUCAAAGGCGCGGCCUGGUGGAGAGCUGCAGCGACGAUGCCUGCGAGUAUACUGAGUGUCUCAAGAUGAGGCUCCACGCCAUGAUCCACACAUUGUAUCUCAAAGUCUUCACCAUGCUUCCCCCCUCACGCAACAGGCUCAUCCGCGACAUAUUGUGGGCUGGACACUGCUAUGGCCCCAUGGACCCCAUCUCCAACAUCAUCCUCAGCUCCAUUUGGCACAGUAUAGUGUGCCCGCUCCCAUCGGCAGACUUUGAUAUCCAGGUGUACGACAUCCUCGACACCCUCUCUAUGCUUCGCGUGGAGGUCCGUUCCUUCGAAGGCCUCAUUGCCCUCGUUGGAGCAAAUUCUGAGUCUAGAUCCUCGAUGCAGCGGGUGAUGGAGCAGCUUUGCUGCAAAUGUUGUGACCUGUCUGACAAGACGCACACCCUGCAACAGUUUGCUGCCGCAGCCGCUGCGGCUCACGCUGCUCUAGGAUCAUUUCUCGCAUCCCUGACGCCGGACAUGCUGAUUAACAUGCGACGCCUGCUGACCACAGGUACAAAUGGCGUGAUCUCUUCUGAAUCUAUCAGUGAAAUAGAGCGCAUUAUCCAAGACAUCGCACCGCCCUUGUCUCCCGAACCUCCCAUGGAAGAGGCGCAACUGUGCAAGGAGGCUAAGGAGACCCUGUUAGGAAAGAGGUGUGAUUAUAACCAGAAGAAAUUAUUCAUUCGCUCUUGGCUUGCAAAAGUGCUGAAGAAUUAUGCUGCUGAGCAUCCUCAGGAACCAAAAUAUGUGCCAAGUGUUAUCUGUGGUGUCGAGGCUACUAACAUCGAAUCCUUAGAUAGCUAUUGCUACCACGUUAAUUUUGUGGCCGCUCUCGAAUCAGGGAUUGCUGAAAACAAACUCUUCGCCGAACUCAAUUUCCUGUGUCCUGAACAACAGCCAAAACCAAAUUUCUGCUGCCCUCUACCCCUGACUUAUAAAGGUCGUUGCUACUAUGGAACCGGAUCCGCGAGGAAGAUCAUGUUUCUAGAUUCUUCGGACUAUUUUGAGAGUAAUAUUGAUAUUACUGUUGGUGGGACUACGAGCACCGACCGAAUGCUAGACGUUGAUUUCGUAUUUGAUUUUAGGAGAGACGUGCAGUUUGCAAAGGAUGUUAGGCAGUACUAUGAAGACCAAAAGUUGUCGUCGGAGUGUGAUGAGUAUUAUUUCAGCGGCUGGAGGAACUAG
This is a messenger RNA of Triticum turgidum subsp. durum (durum wheat), 2085 nucleotides long. The record is from the annotation of a GenBank genome assembly. Lineage: Eukaryota; Viridiplantae; Streptophyta; Magnoliopsida; Poales; Poaceae.